Molecule: messenger RNA, 714 nt
Organism: Nymphaea colorata (pocket water lily)
Lineage: Eukaryota; Viridiplantae; Streptophyta; Magnoliopsida; Nymphaeales; Nymphaeaceae
Product: ubiquitin-40S ribosomal protein S27a
Exons: 1
Coding region: 63-533 (156 amino acids)
Biological process (GO): protein ubiquitination; modification-dependent protein catabolic process; translation
Cellular component (GO): cytoplasm; nucleus; ribosome
Molecular function (GO): protein tag activity; ubiquitin protein ligase binding; structural constituent of ribosome
Source: RefSeq, a predicted model, not a curated record
UCCUAACCCUAAUCUCUCCCCCUUUCUGUCUCUCUCUUGGGUUGUCAACUGCGUCUGCGAAGAUGCAGAUCUUCGUGAAGACCCUAACGGGGAAGACGAUCACCCUCGAGGUGGAGUCUUCCGACACCAUCGACAACGUGAAGGCGAAGAUCCAGGACAAGGAGGGCAUCCCGCCGGAUCAGCAGCGCCUCAUCUUCGCCGGCAAGCAGCUCGAGGACGGCCGCACCCUCGCCGACUACAACAUCCAGAAGGAGUCCACGCUCCACCUCGUCCUCCGCCUUCGUGGUGGCGCCAAGAAGAGGAAGAAGAAGACCUACACCAAGCCCAAGAAGAUCAAGCACAAGAAGAAGAAGGUCAAGCUCGCGGUCCUCCAAUUCUACAAGGUCGACGACUCCGGCAAGGUACAGAGGCUCCGGAAGGAGUGCCCGAACGCUGACUGCGGCGCCGGAACUUUCAUGGCCAACCAUUUUGACCGGCAUUAUUGCGGCAAGUGCGGGCUCACCUAUGUCUACCAGAAGGCUGGAGGCGAUUAGUGCGGAAUAGUGUCUUCUCGUUGUCUUUUUAUUUAAUAGAUUCGAUCGCAAGAAGCGAUUUUAGGGUCUCUCUUUGAGUUUAUUAGCGAGAAUUGUUCUCUUUUGAGACAUCCAUGAACUGGUUUUUCUUUAAUGAGUAUGAUACUCUUGAGUUUGUUUAAUAAAUUUUGUUUUUUAGUAA